UAGAGUGAAUAUGAACCUUCACAUUUAAUUUCAACUCCAACCUAUCGUCAGAAUUUUCAGACAUCAAAUGUCACACAUUACACAAAACAGAUAUACACCUGCCUGAAAAUGGCAAACUUCCGCCGCCGUGCCGGAGUUUGGGGCUUCCUCUUCCCACUCACCCUCCUCCCGCUCCUCGCCGCUUCGAUUGACCUAAUUACCACCACCCAAUUCAUCGCCGGAGACCAAACCCUAGUCUCCGCCGGCGAGGAGUUUGAGCUUGGUUUCUUCCUCUCCGGCAAGUCAACCACUAACUGGUACGUCGGAAUUUGGUACAAGAAGAUCGGAGAAAAAACCAUUGUCUGGGUCGCCAACAGAGAUUCGCCGGUCGUGAAUUCGUCGGGGGUUUUUAAAAUCAGCUCAGGCGACGGAAAUUUGGUGCUACUCGACAAAUCAGGAAAAUCCGUGUGGUCGUCGAACUAUCCAAACAAAAACGAGAAAACGGUCGCGGAAUUACUUGACAACGGAAAUCUCGUUCUCCGGCGGGAGAACGACGAGAAUCCGACGAACUAUUUAUGGCAGAGCUUCGACCAUCCGACGGACACAUUGCUGCCGGGGAUGAAAUUAGGAUGGGACUCCCGGACCGGCCUGGACCGGUACAUAACCUCCUGGAAAAGCUCCGACGACCCGUCGACCGGCGACUGCAGUUUCCGGCUCAACACCCACGGUUUCCCGGAGAUAUAUUUGACCGACCGGCGGGUGGUGAAAUACCGGAGCGGUCCGUGGAACGGCCUCCGGUUCAGCGGCGUUCCGGAAAUGAAAACCAGUUCGUUCAUGUCGUUCCGAUUUGUGAUGAAUUCCGACGAAGUUUCUUACUCCUUUCAUUUGAGCAACCGGUCGGUUUAUUCGAGAUUGGUGAUGCGGUCCACCGGUUUGCUGCAGCGGUUCACGUGGAUUUCGAACAGCCGGUCGUGGAAUCUGUACUGGUACGCGCCGAAGGACCAGUGUGAUAUUUACAGGGAAUGUGGGGUCCACGGGAUUUGCGACACGAAUGCUUCGCCGGUCUGCAAUUGCCUGCGCGGAUUCCGGCCGGGUAACCCGUCGGCGUGGAAUUUGCGAGACGGGUCGGGCGGGUGCGUCCGGAUCCGGGAAUUGGAUUGUCGGACCGACGGGUUUUUUCAACUGCGUAACGUGAAGUUGCCGGAGAGUGGGGCGGCGUUCGUCGACGAGGAAAUGGGGUUGGACGGCUGCCGGGAACUCUGCCGGAGGAACUGCUCCUGCCGGGGGUUUUCGAGCGUGAACAUCACCGGCGGCGGGAGCGGGUGCGCAAUCUGGGCGGGGGAUCUCUACGAUAUGCGGCAGUACGCGGCGGCGGAGGGCGGCCAGGACUUCUUCCUCCGGGUGGCCGCCGCCGAUUUAGAACGAGCUGCAAAUGCUGGGUCGAGCGAUCGCCGUUCUAGCAAGAGUAUACAAGCCAUCGAGAUCGCGGCCAUUGUUGCCGGCAUUGGUGUUUUGCUUGUUGGGGCAGCCAUGUUCUUUGUGUGGAGAAGGAGCAAAUCGAAGAGUUCACCGAGGAAUAUUUUCGAGCCAAGAGGUUCGAGGGAAAGAAGUAGAGACAUUCUUCUGAACGCACCAACAAUCCCGAGCAAAAGAGAUAAACCCUCCGAAACAGAUGCAGAUGAGCUUGAGUUACCACUGUUUGAUCUCGACACAUUGGCGAUUGCAACAGCCGAAUUUUCUGAUGACUACAAGCUCGGAAAGGGCGGUUUCGGAUCUGUCUACAAGGGAUUGCUCGGAGGACAGGAGGUAGCAGUGAAACGCCUGUCGAAAACUUCAGGACAGGGAGCCGAAGAAUUCAAGAAUGAAGUGAAAUUGAUCGCCCGGCUCCAGCAUAGGAACCUCGUACGCCUGCUCGGAUGCUGCGUUGAGAUGGAGGAGAAGAUGUUGGUGUAUGAAUACAUGGAAAAUAAAAGCCUGGAUUCGAUUUUGUUCAAUAAGGAUAAAAGUGCGGCGCUCACUUGGGAGAGACGGUUCAACAUCAUAUGCGGGAUUGCGCGAGGGCUUCUGUAUCUGCACCAUGAUUCGCGGGUGAGAAUCAUCCACAGGGAUCUGAAAGCCAGCAACAUUCUCCUGGAUAAAGAAAUGAACCCCAAAAUAUCAGAUUUCGGCAUGGCUAGAAUCUUCGGGGGCGAUCAGACAGAAGCCGAGACUAAAAGAGUGGUCGGAACAUACGGUUACAUGUCGCCGGAAUAUGCUAUGGACGGCCACUUCUCGAUCAAAUCGGACGUCUUCAGCUUUGGAGUUCUCGUGCUGGAGAUUGUGAGCGGGAAGAAGAACAGGGGAUUCUACCAAACAAACAACCAGCUGAAUCUUCUAGCAUAUGCCUGGAAACUGUACAAGGAGGGAAGAGCCCUGGAAGUGGUGGAUCGAGCCGCCGGAGAAUCCUUUCCGGCGAGUGAAGUGAUGCGAUGCAUACAAGUCGGGCUGCUGUGUGUCCAGGAGCAGGCGGAGGAUCGGCCCACCAUGUCCACCGCCGUCGUGAUGCUCAGUAGCGACUUCGUGUCAUUGCCGCCGGCGAAGCAUCCCGGCUACUGCCUGGGGAGACGGCCGGCGGAAACGGAGUCUACCUCCGGCAAACUGGAUGAAUCCUGCACUGUCAAUUUAGUUACCGUUACUAUGAUCGACGGUCGAUAGUUAGUCAUUCAAUCCGUUAAUGGAUAUACAA
Messenger RNA from Andrographis paniculata, 2704 nucleotides. RefSeq names its product receptor-like serine/threonine-protein kinase SD1-8. NCBI's taxonomy places the organism in Eukaryota, Viridiplantae, Streptophyta, Magnoliopsida, Lamiales, Acanthaceae. The record is from RefSeq and is a predicted model, not a curated record. Gene Ontology annotation, molecular function: ATP binding; protein serine/threonine kinase activity. The transcript is spliced from 7 exons. Gene Ontology annotation, biological process: recognition of pollen; protein phosphorylation. The coding region runs from base 109 to 2673 and encodes 854 amino acids.